This is a messenger RNA of Trichoderma reesei QM6a, 846 nucleotides long. Its product is annotated as pyrroline-5-carboxylate reductase. The record is from RefSeq and is a predicted model, not a curated record. Gene Ontology annotation, biological process: L-proline biosynthetic process. The coding region runs from base 1 to 846 and encodes 281 amino acids. Lineage: Eukaryota; Fungi; Ascomycota; Sordariomycetes; Hypocreales; Hypocreaceae. The transcript has 2 exons. Gene Ontology annotation, molecular function: pyrroline-5-carboxylate reductase activity.
AUGGCGCCGUCACUGCAAACCAGCAAGUUGGCCUUCAUCGGCGGAGGCAACAUGGCCUCUGCCAUUAUUGGAGGACUGGCCAACCAGGGCAUCGACAAGCAGAACAUUAUCGUGUCUGAACCGUGGGACGUCAACAGGGAGAAGAUUGCGGCCACCGGUGUGCGGACGACGACCUCUAACGUUGAGGCUGGCCAGAACGCUGAUCUCAUCGUCAUUGCCGUCAAGCCUCAAGUUGCCAAGACAGUUUGCGAGGAGCUGGGUGCAUCAUGGUCUCAUCGCUCUACUUUGCCGGUCGUUGUGAGUAUUGCGGCUGGCAUCACACUUGGCAGUCUGCGGGAGUGGCUCAAGACGAGCGAGGGCAAGACGGCACCGAUUGUCCGUGUCAUGCCCAACACACCAGCACUCGUUGGCGAAGGCGCCUCGGGACUCUAUGCCGGCGAGGACGUCAAGGAGGAAGAGAAGCAGCUCGUUGGUGCUUUGCUGGACAGUGUUAGCAAGGCCACGGAGUGGGUUGACAAGGAAGAAUUGCUCGACGUUGUGACUGGGCUGUCCGGAUCUGGACCCGCGUACUUCUUUGCCAUGGUUGAGCACCUCAUUGCCAGUGCAACUGCUCUGGGCCUUCCGAAAGAGCAGGCUACCAGACUGGCCAAGCAGACGUGUUUGGGAGCUGGCCAGAUGCUUGUUACGUCCUCAGAUGAGCCUGCCCAAUUGCGCAAGAAUGUCACCAGCCCCAACGGCACCACCUACGCUGCUCUGCAAACAUUCGAUUCAUUGAACUUUGACGAAAUCGUUCACAAGGCCGUGAAAGCUGCUACUGACCGAGCCGCGGAGUUGGGAAAGUCAUAG